This is a messenger RNA of Lethenteron reissneri (Far Eastern brook lamprey), 1948 nucleotides long. RefSeq names its product pre-mRNA processing factor 18 (gene PRPF18). The record is from RefSeq and is a predicted model, not a curated record. Gene Ontology annotation, biological process: RNA splicing; generation of catalytic spliceosome for second transesterification step. NCBI's taxonomy places the organism in Eukaryota, Metazoa, Chordata, Hyperoartia, Petromyzontiformes, Petromyzontidae. Gene Ontology annotation, cellular component: U5 snRNP; U2-type post-spliceosomal complex; U4/U6 x U5 tri-snRNP complex.
ACCCCGGAUGUGGCUGCCCCGGAUGUGGCUGCCCCCACGCACGCGCUGGAGGCUUCUGGGAAGCUCUCGUGAUGGACUUUCUGAAAGCGGAGAUAGUGAGGAAAAGGAAACUUAUUGAGGAUAAAAAUCUCGUGGAGGGAAACAAAAGGUACUUCAAGCGAGGUGACUUGGCAAAGAAAGAAGAGGAGGCAUACUAUGAGAGAUGCGGCCUCAAGAGGGCUUCUCACAAGGCUGCCGAGAAACAACCCCAGAUGAUGCCCAGUCAGCAGGAGGAGAAGGAGAUUGCCACGAGCAGCAUGAUGGACAUGGAGCUCAUGGGGGAGAAGCUGCCUAUGACGCUGAGCCGACAGGAGGUCAUCAAGCGACUGCGAGAGCGGGCAGAGCCAAUCCGGCUCUUCGGCGAGAGCGACUAUGACGCGUUUCAGCGGCUGCGCAAGAUCGAGAUCCUCGCGCCCGAAGUUAACAAAGGUUUGAGAAACGACUUGAAGACAGCCAUGGACAAGAUCGACCUGCAGUACCUCAACGAGUUGGCGGCCGGGCAGGAGACGGAGGAGGAAGGUCAGAACGACCUCAAGGUGCAGGAGGAGAACACCACCAUCGAAGAGCUGCAGGAAUUGGGGAAAACUCUGGGCACAGAAAACGACCACCAGGACAUGGACCUGAUUCUGAAAGUCUUAAAGUUCCUGCUGGGCAGCUGGGCUAAGGAGCUGAACAGCCGUGAGGAGCACGUGAAGAGAGGCGUGGCGGGGAAGCUGGCCAGCGCCACGCACAGCCAGACCGAGGCCUACCUGCAGCCGCUCUUUCGCAAGCUCCGCAAAAAGAAUCUGUCAUCAGACAUCAAGGAGUACCUCACGGACAUCACCAAGUUUGUGCUGCAGAGGGAGUAUGUGAAGGCCAACGAUGUGUACCUGCAGAUGGCCAUUGGCAACGCCCCAUGGCCCAUCGGGGUCACCAUGGUGGGCAUCCACGCCCGCACGGGUCGCGAGAAGAUCUUCUCGAAGCACGUGGCGCACGUCCUCAACGACGAGACGCAGCGCAAGUACAUCCAGGGGCUGAAGAGGCUGAUGACCGUGUGCCAGAGGAAUUUUCCCACCGACCCCUCCAAGUGUGUGGAGUACAAGGCUCUCUGAACAGAUGCCAGCCUCUCCAUCCAAAUCUCCCACCCCCCCCCCACCUUCUCUUGUAAAUGUACCCGACCGCAUUACCGUAUUUAUUGUAAAUGUAUCCGGCCGCGUUACCGUAUUUCUGUUGGAUGGCGGCCACCCGCCCUCGAGAGCGCGCGGCGAGAUGCCCACCACCCGGAUUGGCUACGGGAGCUCGCGCUGCGUGAACACAUUAAAACUCUCCGGCGGGGAGGAGGAGGUUACCAAAGCUCGGUCUAUUUCUGGUCACUUCCCUUUUUUUUUUUUGCAAAAUAAAAAAGGGAAUGAAGAGAUGGCCAUAGUGUGCUUGGGAGAGAGACGGGGUAAAUGUAACGCGCGCUGAUAAGGUAAGGAGUCUUAAAACAUCUGUAGGAUGUAGGUGUAUUGUGCACGUAUGAGGCGUUUCCGUGGUUCAAGCCCACUCGCUCACAGCGAUUUGAUGAAUCGUCACGGUUUCGAGGUUGUGCUUGGUCGCAUUUGAUGUUUUUUUCUUUGUGCCAGUCUCCCUCGCUCCAUCAGCCUGCAUGUAACGCGACGAGCAAAUCAUUUUAUUAACGUUUCUCACCAUUGUCAUCAAAAUGUUUGUAAACCUUUUUGUAUAUGAUUGUUAAUAGUUUCACGCUCAUCUGUGCACGUGCUGUGAGUGUAAUCGAUUUUUGUCAAUUGGUGAAUCUUUUCACGUGUGACAUGCGUGUGCGCAUUACACAUGUACACACGCGCACACACGUGUAAAGUCUUGGGCUUUCCCAAGAAAUAACUACCAGGAUGUGACUGCACACGUCUUGAAUAAAAACACUUGGAAAAUU